AUGGUCGCCGAAGACUACGAGGCCGUCCUCAAGGGCAAAUACCCCGCCAAGUCGCACGCCAAGCGCGUCGUCGAGCUUAUCCGCGAGAAGAAGCCCGAUGCUACCGGCGUGCUCUAUCUCGAGGGCCGCAUGACCAAGCUCCUCGAGGACAAUGAUGGAGAAGAGCACUUCCGCCAGCGCCGAUACUUCUACUAUCUCACCGGUUGCAACCUCGCCGACUGCCACUUCGCCUACGACAUCGAAUCCUCCAAGUCGAUCCUCUUUAUCCCCCCCAUCGACCCCGAUAGUGUCAUCUGGUCAGGUCUCCCUGUCAGUAUCGACGAAGCCCUCGAGAGGUACGAAGUCGACGAGGUCCGACUCACCACCGAGAUCAACGCCACACUGACCAGCCUCGGAGGUGCCAACCCCAAGUCCACCGUCUUCGCUAUUGCAAACCAGGUCUCGGAUAGUGUCACAUUCCUCGAAUUCGAAGCCAAGGACUUCGACGUCCUGAAGACCGCCAUUGAGGUUUCGCGUGUUGUCAAGGAUGAGUUUGAGGUUGCCCUCAUCCGCAAGGCCAACGAGGUAUCAGACAUCGCCCACAGGGCCGUCGUGGAAAACACCGCCAAGGCCAAGAACGAGAGAGAACUGGAGGCCAUCUUUUUGGAACGAUGCGUUGCCAACGGAGGCAAGGAGAUGGCAUACAGCCCCAUCUUCGCCAGUGGCCGGGCCGCCGCAACUCUACACUACGUCAAGAACGACGAGCCUCUCGACGGAAAGCUGAACCUCUUGCUCGAUGCCGGUGCCGAGUGGAACAACUACGCUUCGGAUAUUACCAGAACCUUCCCGUUGUCGGGCAAGUUCACCAAGGAAUCUCGAGAAAUCUACGACAUUGUCCUCAAAAUGCAAAAGGAUUGCACCGACAUACUGAAGGAGGGCGUUCUGUGGGACGAUGUGCAUCUGCUUGCCCACAAGAUUGCCAUCGACGGUCUGUUGUCCAUUGGCAUUCUCAAGGGAGACAAGGAUGAAAUCCUCAAGGCCCGCACCAGCGUCGCCUUCUUUCCCCACGGCCUCGGACACUAUCUCGGUAUGGAUACCCACGAUACCGGCGGCAAUGCCAACUACAGCGACGAGGACACCAUCUUCCGCUAUCUCCGAGUCCGUGGCAAGCUGCCAAGCGGAAGUGUCAUUACCGUUGAGCCCGGCAUUUACUUUUGCAACUUCAUUAUUGCCCCUUAUCUAGAAGACCCCAAGCACAACAAGUUUAUCGACUCUGCGGUAUUGGACAAGUACUGGGAUGUCGGUGGAGUUCGCAUUGAGGAUAACAUUCUCAUCACUGCGACUGGCAGCGAGAACUUGACGACUGUGCCGAAGGAGGCAGCAGAGCUCGAGGCCAUGAUCUCAGGCAACUAA
Messenger RNA from Ilyonectria robusta, 1392 nucleotides. Its product is annotated as putative Xaa-Pro aminopeptidase. The transcript is spliced from 5 exons. Gene Ontology annotation, molecular function: manganese ion binding; metalloaminopeptidase activity. The record is from RefSeq and is a predicted model, not a curated record. Bases 1 to 1392 code for a protein of 463 amino acids. NCBI's taxonomy places the organism in Eukaryota, Fungi, Ascomycota, Sordariomycetes, Hypocreales, Nectriaceae.